ACUUUUGGAUCCACACUUGCAGGUCGGGCUAUUGUGUACAGUGAGCCAGAGAAGAAGGUGCUGUCAAGAUCCGGUGAUGAAUGUGUUGUAGCUUUGACAGAACAGUGGUACAUUACAUAUGGGGAAUCAGAAUGGAAGAAGUUAGCUGAGGAAUGCUUGUCUAGCAUUAACUUGUUUUCUGAUGAGACAAGACAUGGAUUUGAGCAUACUUUAAGUUGGUUGAACCAGUGGGCUUGCUCACGAUCAUUUGGUCUUGGGACACGCAUACCAUGGGAUGAUCAGUUCUUAGUUGAGUCUAUAUCGGAUUCCACUAUUUACAUGGCUUAUUACACCAUUGUCCACUAUUUGCAAAAUGGUGAUAUGUAUGGAUCCACUGAUCAAUCUGUUAUUAAACCUCAACACCUGACUGAUGAUGUUUGGGAUUAUAUUUUUUGUGAUGGACCUUUCCCCAAGUCUACCGAUAUUUCAUCAUCACUUUUAGACAUAAUGAAGAAGGAAUUUGAGUAUUGGUAUCCAUUUGAUGUUCGAGUUUCUGGUAAGGAUCCCAUCCAGAAUCAUCUUACUUUCUGCCUUUACAACCAUACUGCAAUUAUGUCCAAGCACCACUGGCCCCGUGGGUUUAGAUGUAAUGGGCACAUAAAGCUCAAUAACAACAAAAUGUCCAAGUCUACUGGAAAUUUCAGAACUAUUCGCCAGACAAUUGAAGAGUAUUCUGCUGAUGCUACACGACUUGCUUUAGCUAAUGCUGGUGAUGGCGUUGAUGAUGCCAAUUUUGAAUUCAAUAUAGCAGAUAAGACAAUUAAACGACUCACUAAAGAGAUUGAAUGGUAUGAAAAGAUUUUAGCUGCAGAAUCUUCUAUGACAAUCGGUCCUCCAUCUACUUUGGCUGAUCGCGUGUUUGCCAACGAGAUUAACAUUGCUGUCAAAACAACUGAGCAAAAUUACUCCAACUACAUGUUUCGAGAAGCUCUCAGGACUGGCUUUUAUGAGCUUCAGAUUGCUAAGGAUGAGUAUAUAUUCUCAUGUGGGGUUGAAGGUUACAAUCGUGAGUUGGUGUGGCGGUUUAUGGAUGUGCAGACACGUCUUCUAGCACCUAUCUGCCCACACUAUGCAGAGUUUAUUUGGAGAGAGCUUUUGAAGAAGGAGGGUUUUAUGGUGAAGGCAGGCUGGCCAACUGCAGAUGUUCCUGAUCUUACACUGAAGAGUUCCAAUAAAUCUCUGCAUGAUUCUAUUAUUCGUAUAAGGAAGCUACUUCAGAAGCAACUUUUAGGUUCAGAGUACAUGGUGACUGCAGGCUUGAUAUAUGUAAAUGAACAUUUAGAUGAUUGGAAAGUGGAGUGCCUGAACAUUCUCCGGAACAAAUUUAAUAGAGAUACUCGAACUUUUGCUCCGGAAUCAGAGAUAUUGGAGGCUUUGGAACAUAGGGGUCACUCUUGUCAGCAAUGUAGGCCUUUCUUGAAUUAUAUGAAGGGUAAAGCCAAUGAACACGGGGCUGAGGUGCUGGAUUUGAGAUUCAGUGAAAUGGAGGUUCUUAAACAAAACUUGGACUUGAUAAAGAGACAGUUAGCUCUAGAACAUGUGGAAAUCUUAUCUGCAGCUGAUGCCGAUUCUGUGGCUAAAGCUGGAGAUUUAGCUAAUGUACUUACCCAAAAUCCUUCAUCCCCUGGAAAUCCAACUGCUGUCUUUCUCAAAACCAAGUCUGAGAAAAUUGAUUAGUUUUAAUUUUGUUAUUUUGAUUGUUAAUUUGUGGUUAUAGCCGACUUCACUAUGUGAGAUAAGACUUUGGUUGUCAUUGAUUAUUAAUUAGUGGUUGUUUCAUGUUUGUUAUUAUUGAGAAACUCAAGUACUCAGCACAGACA
Molecule: messenger RNA, 1859 nt
Organism: Lotus japonicus
Lineage: Eukaryota; Viridiplantae; Streptophyta; Magnoliopsida; Fabales; Fabaceae
Product: leucine--tRNA ligase, cytoplasmic-like
Exons: 1
Biological process (GO): leucyl-tRNA aminoacylation
Molecular function (GO): aminoacyl-tRNA deacylase activity; leucine-tRNA ligase activity; ATP binding
Source: RefSeq, a predicted model, not a curated record